GUGAUAACACCUUAUAAAAAAUACAAUAGUAGGAAAAAAAAGAGAACAUGAAAUCAAAUUCACUCCCAAGAAAACUCACAUUCUCCGAUCCAAAAAAGGAAUUAUCAGAUCUCGAUCGAAAGAAUAAAAUUAAAUAAAUACACACACAGUGUUUAAUUAAAAUGUUGUAUUGUUGCAGUAGCAGUAGCAGUAGUGAGGUUAGAUCUCAGAGUUCGGAGUUGAAAUGCAGCCAAAUCUGUUCUCAAUCGGUAGCGUAUUCGGGAAUCCUUUUCUGUUAAAUGCUGAUUCAGGAGAAGACGGUGUCGGUUUUGGAUUUGAGCGCUCCAGAUUAUUGUUUUUGGUUCCGUUUUUAUUGUUACAAGGAGUAGGAGGAGGAGGAAGCAGCGGCGGAAUGGAUUUGUCUAAAGUUGGUGAGAAGAUUUUGAGUUCUGUUCGCUCUGCUAGAUCUCUCGGUCUCUUGCCUCUCACUAUUGAUCGACCUGAGGUUCCAGCUCGAGCUGCAGCAGCAGCUGCUGUUGCUCGCGUGCUUGCAGGAAUGCCUCCUCAUCAGCGGUUUAAUCUUCCUUCAAGUUCUGAAGAACUACGAUCAAUAUAUGGAAGCAUACCACAACGUCACAUGGUGGAGGAGCUGGAAGAAGACUUCUAUGAAGAGGAUUUUGAUCCAGUUAGGCAUAUUCUAGAGCAUGUUCCAUCUGAAGAAAAUGAGUUAUCGUAUUUUGAGGAACAGGCCACACUUAGAUUAGCUCAACUAGACAGAGUAGCAGAGCGUUUAUCUCUUCAUGUCAUGGAGCAUCAUGAAGUAAUGGUGAAGGGGAUGAAUUUGGUGAGGGAAGUAGAGAAAGAUUUAAAGGUUGCUAAUGUCAUCUGCAUGAAUGGUAGAAGGCACCUGACUUCAUCAAUGAAUGAGGUUUCUAGGGAUCUUGUAGUGAAUACUAAUUCCAAAAGGAAACAAACACUCCUGGAUAUGCUUGCAGUAUUAACUGAGCUUCGUCGUGCAUUGGACAUGCAAGUGGCACUUGAAUCCCUGGUUGAAGAAGGAAAUUACUGCAAGGCAUUCCAAGUCCUAUCCGAGUAUUUACAGCUAUUAGAUAGUUUCUCAGAGCUUCCAGCAAUACAGGAGAUGAGCCGUGGGGUUGAGGUUUGGCUGGGAAGAACCCUUCAAAAACUGGAUGCCCUUUUGCUAGGAGUGUGCCAGGAGUUCAAGGAGGAGAGUUAUAUAACAGUAGUUGAUGCAUAUGCUUUAAUUGGAGAUAUCUCUGGUCUUGCUGAAAAGUUGCAAAGCUUCUAUAUGCAGGAAGUUUUAUCAGAAACCCACUCUGUGUUGAAGAAUACUGUGCAGGAGGAUCUGGAAAUACAGAUGCAGAACAGUAGACUUACCUACAGCGAUCUAAGCCUUCAGAUACCUGAAUCUAAGUUCAGGCAGUGUUUGUUGAGAACAUUAGCAGUCUUAUUCAGGUUGAUUAGUUCCUAUCAUGAAAUAAUGAACUUCCGGCUGGAGCACAAGGAUUUGGCAUACCAAACAUCUGACAUGAAGCAGGAUUCCUUAGGAAGCAAUGGAUCUCCCCGUGAAUCUUUAGAUAGAAUGCUUGAUUCAUCUCCUACCGAGGAAUCUACAACAACUUACAUGUAUUUAGAUUCCAAUUUUGAUGCAGAUGAAACUAGAAGUAAUGGCAGUGAAGCAUCAAGAAGUGGAUCUCCUUGGUAUCAUCUGCGAAAAGAUGCAACAGCAUUUGUUUCACAAACUCUUCAGCGAGGGCGAAAGAAUCUUUGGCAGCUUACAACAAGCCGAGUAUCAGUGUUGCUUUCUUCUGCAGCUAUUAGCUCUAUGAGCACACACCAAUUCUUGAAAAAUUACGAAGAUUUGAAUGUAUUCAUCUUGGCCGGGGAAGCCUUCUGUGGAGUUGAAGCAGUUGAGUUCAGACAGAAGUUGAAGGCUGUAUGCGAAAACUAUUUUCUUGCAUUUCAUCGGCAAAAUAUUCAUGCACUCAAAAUGGUUUUGGAAAAGGAAAGUUGGCUGAAAUUGCCACCAGAUACAGUCCAAUCAAUUAGUUUUGCUGGACUUGUUGGCAAUGGGGCUGCCCUGAUAGUUCCAUCUCACGGUAUCUCUUCAAAUGUAAAAUUGCAUCAUUCUAACAAAUCAGUGAAUUCCAUUGAUGCCACUAUCAAAAAGAGUGGAUUUACCUCUUGGAUUAAAAGUGGAAAUCCAUUUUCGCCAAAAAUAAUCUCCACUUCAGUGGAAGGCCACAGUUCAUCCCUGCUUAAUGGGGCAACUGCUGGUGAAUAUGAUGGACAUGCUAAUGAUAGUUAUCACGGUGAUCAGGCGUCUCCCCAUAGUGGUGGUGCAAGUCAUAAAAAUGGAACUCCUUUUUCAGAAGAUGAAAAUGAAGAUCUUCUUGCAGACUUCAUUGAUGAGGACAGUCAACUCCCAAGUCGAAUUUCAAAACCAAAAGUUCCUAAAAGUAACUUUUCACAUUGUAAAGAUGAUGAGAUAUCUGCACAGACAGGAUCAUCUCUCUGUCUUCUCAGAUCAAUGGACAAAUAUGCAAGGUUCAUGCAGAAACUAGAAAUAGUAAAUGUUGAGUUUUUUAAGGGUAUAUGCCAGUUGUUUGAGAUUUUCUUCUAUUCUGUGUUUGAAACAUUUGGUCAGCAGAACUCUAAUUCAAAUGGAAAAUCUGACCCUCUCAAUUAUCGGCUGAAGACUGCUAUAUCCAGAAUUACACAAGAUUGUGACCAAUGGAUAAAGCCUCAGCUGACCCCUGUUUCAUCCUCAUCCCCUACGUCUUUGAGUACAUAUAUGCAUGGAGAUGUAACACCGGCUAGUCCUCCAAAUCAUUCCACAUCCUUUGGUCUCAAGGAAAGAUGUGCUGCUGCUGAUACCAUAUCUCUUGUUGCUCAAAUAUUACACAGAUCUAAAACCCAUCUUCAGUCAAUGCUUCUUCAGAAUAAUCCAGCUAUAGUGGAAGACUUUUUUGUCCUUGUGGUGGACUCUGUACCAGAUGUUAUAGAGCACUUACACCGGACCACUGCAAGAUUACUUCUUCACAUUAACGGCAGGUAUGUUGAUCGGAUAGCUAAUGCUAAGUGGGAAGUAAAAGAGCUUGGUCUAGAGCAUAAUGGGUAUGUUGAUUUACUUUUGGGAGAGUUUAAGCACUAUAAAACGAGGCUUGCACAUGGUGGAAUUCACAAAGAGGCACAAGACCGUCUUUCAGAAUAUGGUGUUGAAAUCGUCGCUGAAACCCUCAUAGAAGGUCUAUCACGGGUGAAGAGGUGUAGUGAUGAAGGACGAGCUCUUAUGUCAUUAGAUCUUCAGGUUUUGAUCAAUGGCCUCCAGCAUUUUGUCCCCAUAAAUGUUAAGCCAAAAUUACAAAUGGUUGAAACUUUCAUUAAGGCCUACUACCUUCCAGAAACCGAGUAUGUACACUGGGCUCGUGCUCACCCGGAAUACACUAAAAAUCAAAUUGUUGGGUUGAUCAAUCUCGUUGCUGCAAUGAAAGGUUGGAAGAGAAAAACCAGGUUGGAAGUGAUCGAGAAAAUUGAGUGAGCUGUGACUUGAGACAGUCAUGUUAGUGUUUUGGGUAUAUAAAAUCCUGCACUCCACUAAUAUAUAUGUUUUUUAUAACAUGAAUGGUGUAUAUUGCAUAUUAUUCCCCUGCUUCUUGAUUAUGUUAGGUUGUAUAUCUUGUAAUACAUGGUUUUCCCAAUGGGGGAAUAUCAAAUGUAAUUUUGGAUCACAUUAUACGGCCAAUAAUGAAUUCGUGGGUAGAUUUUAUUUCAAUUACUCAUGGCUGCAAAUAUUAUGAUCGAGGUGCCCAUUUGUAACUGAUCAAGAACAAAAGAACGUUUGAGAAUUAAAGAUUUGCAAAACCAUUAGGUCUUUUUUGGAGUC
Populus euphratica (Euphrates poplar) is the source of this 3886-nucleotide messenger RNA. Its product is annotated as coiled-coil protein. Gene Ontology annotation, molecular function: SNARE binding. The transcript has 25 exons. Gene Ontology annotation, cellular component: EARP complex. The record is from RefSeq and is a predicted model, not a curated record. NCBI's taxonomy places the organism in Eukaryota, Viridiplantae, Streptophyta, Magnoliopsida, Malpighiales, Salicaceae. The coding region runs from base 224 to 3541 and encodes 1105 amino acids. Gene Ontology annotation, biological process: retrograde transport, endosome to Golgi; endocytic recycling.